Messenger RNA from Clonostachys byssicola, 444 nucleotides. The record is from the annotation of a GenBank genome assembly. NCBI's taxonomy places the organism in Eukaryota, Fungi, Ascomycota, Sordariomycetes, Hypocreales, Bionectriaceae.
AUGACUAUUUCCUCGCGCCACCGUGCAUCAGCGCUAACCUGCCAUAACCCAGAUUCACGGAAACACGUCCUCUUCAAACUUGUUAGCACAACAACGUCAGCACGGCUGCUCGUCUUCAUUCCCAAGCGAGGCAACUUGUUUGGCGUUGCAGCAUCGGGUGCCAAGGACUCAGACGGUCUUGGAUGGCAGAGUUUCUCUGCGGCACGCAGAUUUGGAGGUAACGGCAACCUUGAGACCAUCGUCCUCCAACCACGUCUUCCGGCGCAGCACCAUCACGCAAUUCCCAAGCAUCAAGUCGCAGGGUCGGCUCAGAACCCGCCGGAUCAUGCUAGGGCAUCAAGAGAUCGGGAUCAGGAUAUGAGCGUCUGGGUAAGGAGCAAGAAGAUCAUCAUCAAACAUGAUUCUUGUCUUCCUGCCACCGUUUCGCAGACCAGCAGGAUGUGA